CAGAGAUGUGCCACUUGUCAUAUGAGUACCCGUCCGUUAUGACCAAGGCGCUGUCAAAAAAGCUGAUUUUGCGUCAAAAUUGCAAAUUUUGGUCAUACAAGCUGGGUACAUAUGACAUGAAGGAGCACAUCUCCGGAAGCGUUUUCACGCGUAGAUUCCAUUUCUACUAAUUAAAACAGCGAAAUUUUCAACUGGAACCCUCACGUAAAAAAUUUCAGUUUUUAACCUUUUUUCCCAUAAGAGCUCCAUGCUUAACAUUGAGGCCGAUGUGGAGGCUGAAGAUUUUAUCCGAUCGAAAUAAUAUUUCACACCGUUAAUAGUGUUACUGGAUAGAACAUUUAUCCACCCGAGCCGAUAUCAGAUUCGAAAAAAAGUGUUUUUCGAGGUACCCUACCGUGGAGGCCCUCAACCGCCAGCUGGACUCGUCGGUCGCCCAGCUCCGCCAGGUGGAGGAGGCCCUGGAGAGGCAGGUGCAGCGGGGGGCGGCGGGCGGUGAGGGCAGCGCCCCGGUGGCGGAGCAGCUGCAGCUGGCGGUGCAGCUGGAGGACAACCUGCGCCUGCUCACCGCCAAAAAGUGCAGCGUGGUGGCGGAGGAGGAGGACGGCGCCACCUGGAGGGCCUGCGCGCAGCUCGGAGCGUUCGGCGACAUCCUGAGGCUUCAGCUGCUGCAGCCGCGGGCGGACGGCCAGCUGGAGAAGGUUGACGUCGCCGCUUGUUCUGACCAACCUGGAGUUUACGUGGGACCGCCAAUCAUCUCUGUUCUGGAGACAACUGAAAGAGAUUUUAAAGAUGGCCGUUUAAAGAUUAAUGACAUUCUUCAAGACAGACAACGAUGGCGGCACACACGCAGCCUUCAGAUGUCACACGGCGCUGCUGGUUCGGAGGGGCUGCUGCGCGUCGUUGCUCCGCACCUGGAGGAGCUGCAGAUCAAGGACGAGGUGCAGCCGAGCGUGAUGGUGGAGGUGGAGAAUAUGAAGUCUCUCAAAAGACUGGACGUAAGAUGCGUUAGAGACUUGGACUACCCGGACCUCCCCUUGCAGCUCGAGGAGCUCGGGAUUCGUUUUCCUUCUGAAAAUCAUUUGCGGUGUGUGGAGCGGAUGCCUCGUCUACGUAGCCUGCAGGUAGACGAUUACUAUGGUCCGAACAUUACCUUCGCCCCCUCGCAGCAUGGGGCCCUGCGGUAUCUUGAAGUUGGCUUCAACACACACCACAAGAACACCAUGAUGUCGCUGAUCCGCGCCUACGCCUCAUCAGUGCAGGAGCUCCAGAUAUACUGCAGCGUCAGUGAGGAUUAUGAUGAUAAAGCAUUCUACUUUCCCGAUCUCGGCGAAGAGCUGGUGGCGUGCGGUCUUCACGCCCUGCGGCGGCUUGUCCUUCUACGUCCACGAGACGACCCUUGCUCAGACCAUGUCGCGGGCUGCCUGCUGCAGUGUCGGACCAUCGGCAGCUAUUUGCCUUCUCACGUCCAAGUGGUCUGCCAAACGUGUUACAUGUCUGUGCUCUAGGGGUGGCUGCGUGAAGUGAACUUCUUAGCUUCUUCUUUAAAGUGAUGGUGCCUGUAAUGGCGAGCAAACGCUUACCCUGACCCUGUCGUUAUGCAUACCGUCUUUAAUUUAUCCUUUUGUAUAAAUGAUCUAAAAAAGUAAUGCCCAUUUUGUAAACUACUUUUCCUGGUGGUUUUAAUGUUUAACUUAGUGAUUCUCAAAAA
Frankliniella occidentalis (western flower thrips) is the source of this 1708-nucleotide messenger RNA. RefSeq lists its product as uncharacterized. The coding region runs from base 858 to 1505 and encodes 215 amino acids. The record is from RefSeq and is a predicted model, not a curated record. The transcript has 3 exons. Lineage: Eukaryota; Metazoa; Arthropoda; Insecta; Thysanoptera; Thripidae.